CUUUAGCAUACGGUGCCGGAAAGCUCUCCACCCUGUCUACGAACAUUCUGCCACCUACAUAACCUGCGACGUCCUCCUGUGCCUUCCUUCGACUACCUCGGAACGUCGCAAAGGCCAGCUUAGCAAUUCGAAACAACCCCAACUUCUGGAUAUCCGACUCGAGAUAGCGUCACAGUGAUAAGGGACAAUGUCGGUCGAGCUCAACCCACCCGAGCUGGGCUUCAAGCGCCCCUUCACCCACGAGGUCUCCCAGGUGCUCCGCCUUCGUAAUCCCAACAGCGAUCCCGUAGCCUUCAAGGUCAAGACCACCGCUCCGAAGCAAUACUGCGUACGACCCAACUCUGGCCGCAUCGAGGCAAAUGGCGAGGUCGAAGUGCAAGUGCUUCUCCAGGCCAUGAAGGAAGACCCUCCACCAGACACACGAUGCAGAGACAAGUUCUUGGUUCAGUCGGUUGCCAUUUCUGCCGACAGGGACGUCAACAAUGUCGCGCAGAUCUGGGCCAACAUCGAGCAGUCUGCCAAGUCUAGCAUUCAAGAGAAGAAGAUUCGGGUCAAUUUUCUGCCUGCAGAUGGUAGCGGUGCUGCUGCUGCUGCUACGAACGGCGUCUCUCAUCACGAUGAAGAGCCACCUGCAUACACUUCUCCCACGCCACCAGCCGUGACUCCACAACGACCGAGCCACUCCGCGGCCAGCGAUUACAAUAAGAGUCCGGAGCCCGACUUUGCACCGUCCAACUCCACACUCGGUUCCGCAACAGCUGCCAUUUCUAGCGCCACUGGCCUCUCGCAAGCCGAACUCCAGAAGAAGCUCGACGAGGCAAACGCUACUAUAUCACGAUUACAAACCCAAGCGGCUGAGGCCACAGGACUACGGCAGCGUAAGACGGUCGGAGAUACUGCGACCACGGGAAAGUCUGGACCGGCUACAGCUUUGCAGUCAUCACCAUCAGGAGGUGUGCCCGUUCAGAUCGUUGCAGCUCUGUGCUUGCUCAGCUUCUUGAUUGCAUAUUUCCUUUUCUAAGGGGCUGAAGUGGGCAGCAGAGAAAGGCACAUGAGUAGACGCGGAGCGUCAGAGCCGAGCAUGGGGCUCAAAGGAGACUUGCAAGCGACGAAGCAGGAGGGAAGAUGUAGACCAGGAGGCUGUCGGGAACGAGAAGGUCUUCCGAAGUAUACAUCCUACCUCUUGGGGCGGACGGGCCUCGUAGUACAUCAGGAAAUUCUGGCAUGCAUGGUCUGCGAGGGAGAUGGGGAUUGGGACUGUUCUGGCACACAGCCAGGCUACUGCUUUUCUUGUUUGUGCUUUUUAGCCAUUCAACGUUUUCACACUUUCCCUUUCAGUCGAGAUACCGCG
Messenger RNA from Pseudocercospora fijiensis CIRAD86, 1351 nucleotides. RefSeq lists its product as uncharacterized. Gene Ontology annotation, biological process: endoplasmic reticulum membrane organization. Gene Ontology annotation, molecular function: FFAT motif binding. Gene Ontology annotation, cellular component: endoplasmic reticulum membrane; plasma membrane. NCBI's taxonomy places the organism in Eukaryota, Fungi, Ascomycota, Dothideomycetes, Mycosphaerellales, Mycosphaerellaceae. Bases 188 to 1021 code for a protein of 277 amino acids. The transcript is spliced from 3 exons. The record is from RefSeq and is a predicted model, not a curated record.